Molecule: messenger RNA, 705 nt
Organism: Hymenoscyphus albidus
Lineage: Eukaryota; Fungi; Ascomycota; Leotiomycetes; Helotiales; Helotiaceae
Source: the annotation of a GenBank genome assembly
AUGACAACCUCGCUGGAUGCUCCAUCGGAAUUCGUCUACCACGUCCAUCACAUCCCAAAAAACAAUCCCAUCCUCCUCUCUUACCUCGCCGGAAAAUUCGCUUCACUUAAACUGAAUGCUGUGCAAGUAGAAAAAGCCGCUUUCUCCGCAACCUUCGCCUCAGAAUCCAUCCCCUCCUUCACCUCUCGCAUCGAGAAGCUAAAACUCCCCCAUAUCCACACGUUCGUCGCAGUAGCUUACCCCAACUCCACACCACCUUCAGAACAAACAAUCGAUCAAGGAGACUUCAUCGGUUGCUUAACCCUCAUCGGACCCAUUCCAAAGACCACCUACGAAUGGCCUGAGAGCGGAGGUCGCGCCAUCGGCUGCGAUGAGGAAGAAACGAAAUGGCAGAUGACUGGUGUAUACACCAGUCCGAACCAUCGCGGUCACGGUGUAGGGAAGUUAUUGAUCAACUCCGCUUGUGAGUUUGCUGUGCAGCAAUCGGGUGAAAAGGCGAGUAGAGUUCGGGCUUGUACGCAUCCUUUGAAUAAGAAGGCGCUGGAAUUAUAUCUCAAGUUGGAUUUUGAGAGGGCGGGGACUUGUAAUAGGUAUGAGGCCCAGAAAGCGAAUGAAGAGGUGUUGCCGGAUAGGGAGACGAUGGAUCCGGCGGUUUGGUUUAGUAAGGUUGGGCCUGUGCUUGAGAGAACUUCUUCGGGGGCUUGA